UUUAACACAGCGACGUCAAGCAAGAGUGCUGUUGUAUGUGGUGUUUCUACAUAUUUUAUAGUUUUUGUAUUAUGUCUUGCUGUAAAAUAAUGAGAAAUAAGAAAAUGUCUUUUCCUUACCGCUAACAGUGUUUACAUACAUAUAGUUUCAUAUAUAAUCACUGCAAAUGGGCGCACCGUGGCUUAGUGCUUAGCAUGUUCGUUUCAUACCUCCAGGGUUGUUGGGUUCGAUUCCCGCCAUGGCCCUGUGUGUGCGGAGUUUGCAUGUUAUCCCCAUGCUGCAGGGGUUUCCUCUGGGUAUGCCGGUUUCCUCCCGCAGUCCAAAAACAUGCAUGGUAUGCUGCACCAUUUAGCUCCAGAGAGUUAUUACAUCUAGUGCUAAAAAAAAAAUGGGAACUGGAUCAAGCACAAAUAAAGGAAUCACUCUGUAAGUGCAGACAGUGUGUGAUGUACAUUUAGUUUGUAAGAUACUGUAAUGAUUGCAAGAGGGUUGAGUUUAAUCUCCCUUUUCCUCUUGCAAUCUUUACAAAUACUGUCCAAAUAUCAGAAAUGUGCAUGCACUGCAGUGACCUUGUUUCCCAUGCAAAGGCUUAGAAAAGAAAGAAUUAUAUGUCUUCCUUUUCUUUUUAUGGACUAGUUUUGGGUUUUUUGUAUGGUUUUUGAGCUGGAAAUUUUGCUGAAACCUGGUUAAUAAUAUUAGCGCUUCUGUGAUUGCCUCACACACUUCUAUGGGAAACACACCUGCUGUAUUAAAUACCGUUGAACAAAGGGAUGUAUAAAACUCUUUCAGACUAAACUGAUGGCCCGUAUUCUGGAUGACUGUAUGUUGUCGACUGUCAACUGUCCAUUAAAGUAUUGCUCUAAAAAAAUCACUAGAUAGUAGCCUAUAGCAUAAUAUAAGUGUCAUGAGCUUGAGUUAUUGUCUGUGUUUAGAUUCUGUUCAUAUUCUCCCCAUGUCUGCAUGGGUUUCCACCACAUUCUUAAAAAUAUAGGUUCUUUAAUGUUUUUUACAGUACCAGAGGUUUUGCAAAGACUCUUCUUGUCAAGAACCAUUUUCAUUGUAUAGUGUUCCUGAGUUCAGCUGUAUGGUUCUUUGGAGAUUAAAUAUGUUUUUUAUGGUUUGUUAUACAUGCUUCAGAGCAGUGUAAUGGUUCUUCAAGGCGAACCAUAUAAGGUUCUUUGUGGGACUGCGAAAGGUUCUCCUGGCAUCACUCUUAAGAACCUUACUUUGGUUCCUUAAAGUGCUAACUAAAGUUAUUAUAUAUAUAUAUUUUAGAGAUCAUCUUAUAACAUGGUUCCUUGUAGCACUGCUGUGAAGAACCAUUUCUGGGUUCUUUAAAGCAACAGUAAAUAGAUUGCUCUCUAAAGAACUUGAGAGUAAAAGGUUCUUUGUGCAACUUCAAAGAGUUCUCAUAUGGCAUCAGGCUGAAAAACCCUUUUUUUGGUUCUAAUUGGAACUUUUAUUUUUAAUAGUGCAGGUUCUUGUGUUUCCUCCCACCUCCCAAAAACAUGGCAGUGGGUGGAUUAGCCAAGAUAAAUUCCCCCUAGGUGUGACUGAGUGUAUGAAUGUGUGUGCAUGGUGCCCUGAGAUGGACUGGCAUCCCAUUCAAGAUGUAUUCCUGCCUCACACCCAGUGUUAGGCUCUGGAUUCACCGUAACCCUGACCAGGAUACCGUGGUUACUGAAAGUGAGUAAUUUGUUUAGUACCCAUGAAAUGGAAGUCAUUUGUCAAUAUGCCAGUAUCGUGGAUCAUACACUAAAAAGUAGCCAGGUUGUGUGCAAAAUCUUGCAACUUGACUCUAACUGCCAGGGUUUACUGGUGCUAUAAAGCCUCCUCUCUCCCCCGCUGAAGAAGUAAACGAGUGUUGUCAGCUAGGCCUAAAAUUCAUAGUGAGGCCAAACGUUUAUGUAAAUCAUAAAUAUGUGGCUUAUAACAUUUUAGUGUGGUUUUAAUUGAAUGACUGUGGUUUCCUCUUCCCCUUGCUGUUUCUGGAAGUUCACUGCAAUCAGAUUGCACUGAUGGAAAUGCAGGCCCCUGCAAUAUACAAAUAGCAUACAUACUGUAUGGGCAAGAAAAAGUAAAAUCAAUAUUGUUUUUACUUUAAGGUUUACUAUAACACCAACCAACCCUAGAAAGAAAUUUUACGAUUUUAAACAAUCUGUAUUAGACCCAAACUCAUUUCAGGUCCCAGGAAAAUGUCAUAAGAACAGUUAGGAAACUGCAAACUGCAGUAUACAGUUGCACUGAUGUACUGGAUGAGAAAAUGUCUUUAACUCGAUUAGUGAAACAAAAGCAGCGAGUCUUUGGGUUUAAAAUGCCGUAAGACAUAUAUUAGAGUUAUAUUAGUGUAUAAGUGACCUGUUUACCGCAUAUUGGUGUUAGAAAUAGCCUACAUUAAAGAAAUCUUAAAUAUUCGAUACACUGCACCGUCAACAUCGAUUAAAGCAAUAAUUUAUUUUCCUUUACAUUGCAAAUUGUGCCUUGAACGACAUGAGAGAAAGUGGGAGUGAGAGUAACUGAGCGCGCGCGCGCGUGUGUGCGUGCGUGUGUGUGUGUGUGUGUGUGUGUGUACGCUGAGGCUCAGCAUUGCGUGCGAAGAGAGCAGCUUGUCAUUCAGAGGAAUCCGCCACCUGAAACGCGAGGAAGUAAAGUCGGGUAUAAAAGUCAUCUGCCUGGAGCUUUACAAGCUGAUGAACGUUAUUCUUACAGAAUAAUUACAUUUUACUUCCAUGUAAUUAAGUCCAUGGAAUAUAACAUUGCUAGAAUCAUUCUUUGAUUGAUACUUCUCAUAUUUGGGACCUGGCCGAGUACAUUGAUGAAACCCUUUGGAUAUCAAUCCUCUAGCACACCGACUGCGAGAUGAUACCACCGGGAGACUGCAUGUAUGCAGGUCGGAAACGGAGGAAGCCCAUACAGAAGCAUAGAAAGCCUGCACCUGUAAGCGAGAAGUCCAACCCGUCAAAACGGCACAGAGACCGGCUGAAUACAGAGCUAGAUCGGCUGGCCAGUCUGCUACCUUUCCCACCUGAGAUCAUCUCCAAACUGGACAAGCUUUCUGUGCUGCGUCUCAGUGUCAGUUAUCUUCGUGUCAAGAGCUACUUCAAUGCCAGUCAAGAGAAGCAGUUGAUGAAGCACCUCAGCCCUCCGUCCAUUAAUGACAUCAUGGUUGAAACUAUGUCACCUGUGCCUUGUACAUCUGAGAGUGAGCUGCUGCUGGAGUCCCUAACAGGCUUUGCUCUUGUUGUGAGCAGUGAUGGAAUGGUCUUCUAUGCUUCCUCUACUAUAGUGGACUAUCUGGGCUUCCAUCAGACUGAUGUGAUGCACCAGAACUUCUUUGACUACAUUCACGUAGAUGAUAGGCAGGAGUUCAGGCAACAGCUCCACUGGUCCAUGAAUCCCUCAAUGACCUCUGAUCAGGAUUCAGCCACAGGAAAUGGUGAGGACUUUGUGCUUAGCAGUUUAUUCCACUCCCAGAAUGCAGCUGGUGUUCCUCCAGAGUUUUCUUCCUUCCUUAACCGGUGUUUCAUCUCGAGAGUGCGCUGUCUGCUGGACAGCACCUCAGGAUUUCUUACUAUGCAAUUCCAGGGUCAUCUAAAGUUCUUGUAUGGACAGAAGAAGACGGCAUCUGGCACUUCCUUACCCCCACAGCUUGCUCUGUUCUGUGUGGCCAUGCCUCUGUGCUUUUCCUCCAUCACAGACAUGAAGAUGAAAAACACAAUAAGGGGCAAGCACAAAAUCACAGGCAAUAACAUGAUCAUAGAUCAUAGUGACAGAGAACAGCACUCAAGAAGGCACUCAGUGAUGAAUGAAGGCAGAGACACACUCUUUCUGAAUUCUUCCACUCCAGUAGCCACCUUACUCCACCAUACACCCUGGGCACCAUUUUCCAAAGAAAAUGUCAAAUUCAAGAUUGAAGACUACUAUGGUAAGGAAGAGCCUCUUAACAUCUGCAAGGACUCUUUAGGUAGCCAGAAAGUCCCUCAUUUGGACACAACAUGGCCUCCCAGAGGCUCUUAUGGGCCCUUCUGCACUGGUCAUGGAGUCAACUUGUUGCUUGGUGGUAGAGUAAGCAAGCAUGGUCACUAUGGGAAGCCCUACAAAAUAUCCCCAAUGUAUUACAACAGCACAACGGAGCUUUAUAUUCCAAAGAUCUAUGGGAGUCUUCCACCCCAAGAAGUGGUGGAAGGUAAUUAUGUGGACAGCAACAAAAGUGAAAAUGCCUGUCAUGAGGAACAAAGACAAGUCUAUGAUGCACAUCUGAUAGCUGAGUUACCAAUCAAGGUAGAGCAUGACUCUGAUGCUGAAAACGAACGUGACUUUUAUGACCAGGCCUGGACAGCCCAAGAGCAUAAUAACAGCUCUUAUGAUGGCCUACAAAUGAAAGCAGAAGAUAGUUACUAUGAACAGUACAUACCUUGCCAAAAAAGCACAGGGAGUAAUGGACAAUUGUACAAUAACCAGUACCCAAAUGCCUUUGGAGCAACUACACAACCUCUAAAGUGCAUCCUUGAUAAAGAUCCAGAAUAUCUCCGUCCCCAGAGGUUGGGACAUGUACACCCACUCAACAGUAGCCAAAGUGCUAACUGUAUGGACAGCUACAAUGAUGGGACUAUGGAACACAAGGGCUCCAUACAUCAAAAUUACAAACUUGGCUAUCAGCUCAAAGGACAAGGACUGCUUCAUUCCAUCAAGCGCGAGCCUAUGGAUUCUCCACCCUGGCAUGUAAAUGAAUAUGAACAGAUAGUUGGGCAAUGGAAUAUGAUGCCAAAUUGCAGAUUGAAUCUAGGGGAGCCCAAAGCUAAUCCAUAUGUCUUUAUGCAAUAAUGUAACAUGACAGUCUGCCAUAUGAUGGCUACUUCUGUUAUCAUUAAUGAACCAAAGAUCAAAGAUGCUUAAUUAAACUUUUAGCAAACACUUGUGGUUCUUUUUUUUUAAAGGUCAACUUUUCCAGGAUAAUUACACAGGUUCUUUACAUUUCAGGAAAUGGGGCAGGAUUAUUUUGUAUUAAAUAAAUGUAUUAAAUUUGUAUUUUAA
Molecule: messenger RNA, 5034 nt
Organism: Ictalurus punctatus (channel catfish)
Lineage: Eukaryota; Metazoa; Chordata; Actinopteri; Siluriformes; Ictaluridae
Gene: ahrr
Product: Aryl hydrocarbon receptor repressor
Exons: 9
Coding region: 2860-4824 (654 amino acids)
Biological process (GO): regulation of transcription by RNA polymerase II
Cellular component (GO): nucleus; aryl hydrocarbon receptor complex
Molecular function (GO): transcription cis-regulatory region binding; protein dimerization activity; nuclear receptor activity
Source: RefSeq, a predicted model, not a curated record